UUCCCACGACUCGCUUCCGUCGUGAACGAGCGCGGCCGCGGCCAGCGCGGUUUCCGUCGUGCUGAAGCUCUGUCGGUAGUCGUUCCUGGGCGGCCGGCCGGCGAGGCGGCGGCGUUGGCUGCGGCCGACAUGUUGUGAGGAGGCGGCGCGGGGUGUCUGAAGGAUGGUUUGGCCGAGGCGGCGGCUUCGGCUGCUGGCGGCGCCGGCCGCGGGGGCUCCGGCUCUGUAGAGCCGAGCCUGCUGGGUGUCGGCCCGGUACACCAGGGGCUCCCUCGGACCCCGGCGCCGUGAGGGGUCGGGGGCGUCUCCGAGCGGACCCACGGACGUGGUUCUCUCCUUCUGGACCCGGGAGCUGGUGUCCCCCCGAGUCCUCAGCCUCGCUCCCCGACCUCGCGGUCUCCCCCGCCGUCGGGCGCUCCCCGCCCUCGGGAGCCCGCUCCUCUUCCUCCUCCUCCCUCGCCUCUCCCCCUGCCCCCCCGGGGACCACUCUCCGUGGGCGUCCUGCGGAGACUUCUCUGCGGUGUGCCGUCGUGGAUCAGAGCCGGGGACUUGGCAAGGUACGAUGGCCUCCUCGUCUGGCAACGAUGAUGACCUCACGAUCCCCAGAGCUGCUAUAAAUAAGAUGAUCAAAGAGACUCUUCCCAACGUCCGGGUGGCUAACGAUGCCCGAGAGCUGGUGGUGAACUGCUGCACGGAAUUCAUCCACCUGAUAUCGUCCGAAGCCAAUGAGAUUUGCAACAAAUCGGAAAAGAAGACCAUCUCACCAGAGCACGUCAUACAAGCACUAGAAAGUUUGGGCUUUGGCUCUUACAUCAGUGAAGUUAAAGAAGUUUUACAAGAAUGCAAGACGGUAGCAUUGAAAAGAAGAAAGGCCAGUUCUCGUUUGGAAAACCUUGGCAUUCCUGAAGAGGAGUUACUGAGACAGCAACAGGAAUUAUUUGCAAAAGCUAGACAGCAACAAGCAGAAUUGGCCCAACAGGAAUGGCUUCAGAUGCAACAAGCUGCCCAACAAGCCCAGCAGGCUGCAGCCUCAGCCAGUGCCUCCAAUCAGGCAGGAUCUUCACAGGAUGAAGAAGAUGAUGAUGAUAUCUGAAGUUCACAAGCUUAGUUUCUGUUUCCUCUAUAAAUGUUUUUCCUUGCACACACACACACACAAAAAAAACAGUGAAAUGCUUAUCUGUAAUUUUGUAUGCAUCUUGGUGGGCUUGCCAUUGGUAUUCUAGGGAUAUUUGCUGUUAAGUUUCAACUAUAUGUGCUAUACAUGUAAAACCGUCUCUUUGAACUAUUGAAAAUAUAAGGUUUAGUAUAAUACUAAUAUUUUUAAUGGUGUUUAUGAAAUUUUAGAUAGCAGUGAGCCCUUUAUUCGAUCACUAAACAGUGUUACAGAAAACUUCAAGUUUAUAAAAAUACAGUGAACAUUAUACAGAAGCUCUUAGACUAUAUUUGCAUUUCUCUACCCUUUUAACUAAACUAAAAUUGGGAAUUUUAAAUUGAGUAGGGUAUGGUGUGAUGCAGAAUACAUUGGAUUAGGUUAGUGAAAAAAGUCCAGUUCUAUAGUAUCUGUCUUAAUUUUUUUUUGUCUUUUAAAAUGAGUAUAGGCAAUAAAUAUGUAUGCUCAGAUAAAUAUACUUGUUUAGAGAAACCUCAAAAUAAGACAUCCAAAAACUAGAAAGGGUAUGUGUUCAAAAGUAGUUGUAUAAAUUUGGUGAGUUAUGUUUUUGAUUUUGUUAUUUUGUGUAGCGGUAAAAACUAGUUUUAUCCUAGCAUAAUUUAUCCUGAGCUACUCUAUGACAUUUCAAAGGCUGGCCAAUCUUAAGAACUGUCAUGAUUCUUACUAUUUCACUCCAGUUCAAUACUGUUAAUAGUAUUACUUGUUUAAUUCAUCUAUGUUUAUAUUAUUUGAGUAUAUAAAUGGGGCUUGUGAAACAAU
Molecule: messenger RNA, 1930 nt
Organism: Jaculus jaculus (lesser Egyptian jerboa)
Lineage: Eukaryota; Metazoa; Chordata; Mammalia; Rodentia; Dipodidae
Gene: Dr1
Product: down-regulator of transcription 1
Exons: 3
Coding region: 563-1093 (176 amino acids)
Biological process (GO): RNA polymerase II preinitiation complex assembly; positive regulation of transcription by RNA polymerase II; chromatin remodeling
Cellular component (GO): negative cofactor 2 complex
Molecular function (GO): TBP-class protein binding; protein heterodimerization activity; core promoter sequence-specific DNA binding
Source: RefSeq, a predicted model, not a curated record